AUGUCUGUUUAUGUCAUCUUAGUACUGGUGUCAAAUAAUAGAAAUGGGCAAACCCAUGUCAGAGUCACAGGCUGCAUCAGCCUGCUGCUGCAGUUAUUCAGAACAACUCUCUCCACGUCUGAGAAGAAUCUGCCAGCUGAAAACACUGAUCCCUGCUAUCAGCUCUGGUCCUCAGUCUGCAGCACUCUCUGUGCCUGUGUCAACAACCCCCAGAACGAAGAUAAUCAGAACAUUUGCUGUUCAGUUUUUCCCUAUGCCAAAGAGUGGCUCGAGAGUUGCACAGAGCCUGACAUAGUUCGUCCCAUCUGUUCAUUUCUUGGUCUCACAAUUGCAAAUAACUCAUAUGUGCAGAAAUAUUUUGUUUCUAUUGGAGGACUGGAUACAUUAGCCAAAGUUCUCCUUGAGCUUAUGCAUGAUUCCUGUUUGAGUCACUCCAGCAUGAAACUUGCCGUGGUUGUAACAAAGACUCUGGAUGCCUGUAUUGCUAAUAACUCUGCCAUGGGUGUUGUCUUGGCAAAGUAUCACACUGUGUCAGAGCUGCUGAAGCUGCUGUCCAAUGAGACACUGAGCACAGGAGAAAAAAUCAGUAUUAUUCUAACAAUUGGACACUGUAGUGAAGUUUGUGGUAAGAUCUGCUUUUUCUUUUUCCUGUCUGUCAGCUUCUCCUAAAUUCUCAUCCACUGACUCCUCCAGUGGUGUCACUUCAUCAA
This is a messenger RNA of Haemorhous mexicanus (house finch), 710 nucleotides long. Its product is annotated as telomere repeats-binding bouquet formation protein 1-like. The transcript is spliced from 6 exons. The record is from RefSeq and is a predicted model, not a curated record. Bases 1 to 669 code for a protein of 222 amino acids. Gene Ontology annotation, biological process: meiotic attachment of telomere to nuclear envelope; homologous chromosome pairing at meiosis. NCBI's taxonomy places the organism in Eukaryota, Metazoa, Chordata, Aves, Passeriformes, Fringillidae.